Daucus carota subsp. sativus is the source of this 1673-nucleotide messenger RNA. Its product is annotated as beta-glucosidase 40. The record is from RefSeq and is a predicted model, not a curated record. Bases 49 to 1572 code for a protein of 507 amino acids. The transcript has 14 exons. Gene Ontology annotation, molecular function: beta-glucosidase activity. Lineage: Eukaryota; Viridiplantae; Streptophyta; Magnoliopsida; Apiales; Apiaceae. Gene Ontology annotation, biological process: carbohydrate metabolic process.
ACUUUCUUCAUUUAAAAUCCAAUAUUCUUACACACUGAAAUCUGAAGUAUGGCAAGAAUGAGAAGUUGCGUUCAACUUGGUUUAGUUCUGGUGCUCAUCAUACAUCUGCAGUUACUGCAUGUCAAGAGUGAUGCUACUGGUAAUAUUAGUAGAGCAAGUUUUCCUAAGGGCUUUACUUUUGGAACUGCCUCUGCAGCCUACCAGUAUGAAGGGGCAGUCAAGGAGGGUGGAAGGGGACAAACCAUCUGGGACAAAUUUGCACAUACACCUGGAAAGAUAAGUGAUGGAAGUACUGCUGAUGUGGCUGUGAACCAGUAUCAUCUGUACAAUGAAGAUAUUAAACUUAUGAAAAAUAUGGGAAUGGAUGCUUAUAGGUUUUCCAUCUCCUGGUCUAGAAUUUUCCCCAAUGGAACUGGCAAAAUUAGUCAAUCUGGCGUCGAUCAUUAUAAUCAUUUCAUCAAUGCUUUAGUAGCCAGUGGAAUUGAACCAUAUGUUACCCUCUACCACUGGGAUCUUCCUCAAGCACUGGAUGACAAAUACCAAGGAUGGCUCAGCUCCCAAAUAGUUAAUGACUUUGCUGCAUAUGCUGAGACAUGCUUCCGAGAAUUUGGUGACAGGGUGAAGCACUGGAUGACUUUUAACGAGCCCCAUACUUUUGCCAUACAAGGCUAUGAUUUAGGUUUCGAGGCACCAGGAAGAUGUUCCCUUCUUGGCCAUUUGUACUGCAAGGAAGGAAAUUCUGCAACUGAGCCUUAUAUUGUUGGUCACAAUGUUCUACUUGCGCAUGGAACUGCCACCGAUAUAUACAGAAAAACGUACAAGAAAAAACAAAAUGGAAUAGUGGGAAUAGCAUUUGAUACUUUUUGGUAUGAACCAACAACAAACUAUACAGCGGACAUAGAGGCUGCCCUGCGUGCAAUGGACUUCAACUUGGGCUGGUUUGUCGACCCAUUGAUGUUUGGGGAUUAUCCAAGUUCAAUGAGAAGCAGAGUAGGAAGUCGCUUACCAAAAUUUUCUGAAGCUGAAUCCACUCUUCUUAAGGGUAGCCUUGAUUUUUUGGGCAUUAAUCACUACACAACAUGGUAUGCUUCAAACAGUUCCGUGGAAAGCAUUCUCAAUGAUUCCAUUGCAGACAUCGGUGUCCUUACUCUACCAUUUAAAGAUGGAAUACCUAUUGGUGACCGCGCCAAUUCUAUAUGGUUGUACAUAGUACCUCAGGGAAUGAGAAGUCUUCUGAAUUACGUCAAGACAAAAUAUGGGAAUCCCUUGGUCAUAAUAACUGAAAAUGGUAUGGAUGAUGCAAAUAGCCCAUUUACUUCUAUUAGCGACGCGUUGAAGGAUGAAAAAAGGAUCAAAUACCAUAAUGAUUACUUGACAAACGUGCUUGCAGCUAUCAAAGAAGAUGGAUGCAACGUGAAGGGAUACUUUGCCUGGUCUCUAUUAGAUAACUGGGAAUGGGCAGCUGGAUUCAGUUCAAGGUUUGGUCUGUACUAUGUUGAUUACAAUGACAAGCUUAGAAGAUAUGCAAAGGACUCAGUUCAUUGGUUCCAGAAAUUCUUGGCCCCGAAUUAGUGCAACUGAGCCUAAAACAUCAGUAAAUUCACUCAUUCAAAGAUUGUAAAAACCAUCUUUUCGGGAACUUGCAAUAUAAUGUGCUUCUCCGCAUUGAUAAA